Molecule: messenger RNA, 939 nt
Organism: Exophiala spinifera
Lineage: Eukaryota; Fungi; Ascomycota; Eurotiomycetes; Chaetothyriales; Herpotrichiellaceae
Exons: 8
Coding region: 1-939 (312 amino acids)
Molecular function (GO): methyltransferase activity
Source: RefSeq, a predicted model, not a curated record
AUGGCUGCGAGGUCCACCGGUGACGAAGAUUUCCAUCGGAAGGUCACCUAUUGUGACCGAGAAUAUCAAGAGCACUCAGUGCGAUAUGAGAUCUAUCAGGUUCCCAUUGACGCCGAGGAAGAAACGAGGCUGCUUGAGCAGCAUGAGAUGCUCAAACUGAUCUAUACCGACUGGAACAAUGGGUUGUAUGCCCCAAUCGUAGGAGAGCCCGAGGCCAUCCUCGACUGUGGUUUUGGGACCGGUGCUUGGGCCUACGAUGUAGCAGAGUAUGAUCCCAACUGCAUGGUUACCGCCAUCGAUAUAUGUCCACUCCUAGCACCUUCGGAUCAGUUGGAGAACAUUGAUUUUCAGAUCGCAAAUUUAAACCACCGUUUAGACUGCGCCGAACCAAACACCUUUGACCUGAUAAAUUCCCGCUUUGUUGCCAGUGGCAUUGCUGCGACGCGCUGGCCCAACUAUUUUCGCGACAUGCAUCGCCUUCUGAAGAGCGGUGGGUGGGUGCAGAUGACUGAAUGGGAUCUUUUCUUCCGUUCGGAUUCCGACAAUAGUGAUGCCCUGCAAGCCCUGCAUGAGUGGUCGAGACUUUAUACGGAAGCCUUGGGCUCGUCCACACGUCCGGAAGGCAAAAAGAGAUCUAGGGUUGUACAGGACUUCGAGGUCUGGAUGCGCAUGGCUGGUUUUAUCAACGUUAGCACAGACGUCCGGGACAUACCUACGUGUGCAUGGCCACAAGAUGCACACAAUCGGAGUAUAGGCGAAGCCAACCUGACGAACAUGAAAGGGCUGAUACACUCGCUGGGCCUGUAUCCUGUCACAAGCCGUCGACUUCGAGAAAUCGAAGAUUUUCAUGACUUGAUUGAAGCAGCGUAUGCCGAACUAAGUGACGUUGGAGCCAAACCAUAUAUCAGACUUCAUACGACCUUCGGUAUGAAACGCUGA